CACGUUAAAACUCACCGCGAAACAAACAGAGAAACUGAAAAGGUAUUUUUUGGGUUGUUAAUAUUUCUUUCACAGACAACAGAGAAUGAAUUAAUUAUUAGAAUCCUUAAGCGGAUGAACGAUGAUCGUUGGUGAGUAGAGAGAGAGAGAGAAAGAGAAUGAGCAGCGAAGAAGGAGGCGCGUGGUGGUGUGUCUUCUCCCCAGUGAAGAUGAUAGUGGAAUCAAUAAAGAUAAUAGCGACCAACAAAGUGGUGUUCACAUCCAUAAUGCUUCUCACAACACUCCCUCUGUCAACACUCACUAUAUCCCAAUCAAUCUCAACCCACAACCUCUCCACCCAAAUCCACCACCUCGAAGCCCUCGCUCGUUACGCCCCCACACGCUUCGAGGCCCGCCACGUGUGGCACGAGUCACGCAACGAAGCGCUCUCUCUCCUCCGCACCAAAGCCCUCUUCUCCAUCCCCUCCUACCUCCUCUCCCUCGCCGCCGCGCUCUCCUCCGUCCACUCCACCCUCCUCGCACUCCACUCCAAACCCCCCUCACUCCACUCCGCCGCCACGCGCCUCUUCGCCACCACCAUCUUCGUCUACGCCAUCCUCCUCACAUUCUCCCCCCUCCCCCGCGCGUUCGCCUCACUCGGCCCCUCCACCGCCUCACGACUCCUCCUCCUCGGUAUCUCCUCCGCUCUCGAAGUCUACCUCAUGGCCGUCAUGAGCCUCAGCCUCGUGGUUUCCGUAGCCGAAGAGAGGUUCGGGUGGGAAGCGAUUCGGGUCGGAUUUGGUUUGAUGGAGGGAAACCGGGUCUGCGGGUGGGUCCUGUCGGGUUUGUUUGUGUUUGCUUCGAGCUUUAUCGGGUGGAAGGUGGAGCGUUUGAUGGACGGUGAGGAUUGGAUGGGCGUUGAGGAUAAAGCGAGUGUGAUAGUUUGGUACGGAGUGUUGGUGCUGUGGAGUUACGUGAUUAUCACCCUAUUCUACUUUCAUUGUAGAAAACGCCAUCCAAUUAGGGAACCCCAACAACUCUGCAACAACUUAACCUCUUUUUACGGAUUAUUUUUAUUAUACUUUUAGUUUUUUGAGCUAUCAAAAUAUU
Messenger RNA from Abrus precatorius (Indian licorice), 1089 nucleotides. RefSeq lists its product as uncharacterized. Bases 159 to 1067 code for a protein of 302 amino acids. The record is from RefSeq and is a predicted model, not a curated record. Lineage: Eukaryota; Viridiplantae; Streptophyta; Magnoliopsida; Fabales; Fabaceae. The transcript has a single exon.